CAGCACGCCUUGCGCCUCGGCCCCACUUCCGGAGUCCACGAGCAAGAUGGCGGCGGACGAGGACCCCGAUUCCCCCUCCGGAGCCCUUCCGACAGCUGCGGAAGAGGAGGAAACGAAGACAUUUAAAGACCUGGGUGUGACAGAUGUGUUGUGUGAGGCGUGUGACCAGUUGGGAUGGGCCAAGCCCACCAAGAUCCAGAUCGAAGCGAUUCCCUUGGCCUUGCAAGGUCGUGAUAUUAUUGGGUUGGCAGAAACGGGAUCUGGGAAAACAGGUGCCUUUGCUUUGCCCAUCCUAAAUGCCCUGCUGGAGACACCCCAGCGAUUGUUCGCCCUGGUCCUCACCCCUACCCGAGAGUUGGCCUUUCAGAUCUCUGAGCAGUUCGAGGCUCUGGGGUCAUCUAUUGGGGUGCAGUGUGCUGUCAUUGUUGGUGGAAUUGAUUCAAUGUCUCAGUCACUAGCCUUGGCCAAAAAACCACAUAUAGUAAUAGCUACUCCUGGCCGACUGAUUGACCACUUGGAAAAUACCAAAGGCUUCAACUUAAGAGCUCUUAAGUACUUGGUCAUGGAUGAGGCAGACCGGAUACUGAACAUGGAUUUUGAGACAGAGGUUGACAAGAUCCUCAAAGUGAUUCCCCGAGAUCGGAAAACAUUUCUCUUUUCUGCCACCAUGACCAAGAAGGUGCAAAAACUUCAGCGCGCAGCUCUUAAGAACCCUGUGAAGUGUGCUGUUUCCUCUAAGUACCAGACUGUUGAGAAACUACAGCAGUAUUACCUUUUUAUUCCCUCGAAAUUCAAGGAUACUUACCUGGUUUAUAUUCUCAAUGAACUGGCUGGCAACUCCUUUAUGAUAUUCUGCAGUACCUGUAACAACACUCAGAGAACAGCUUUGCUGCUCCGGAAUCUCGGGUUCACUGCCAUCCCCCUCCAUGGACAGAUGAGUCAGAGCAAGCGCCUUGGAUCCCUUAAUAAGUUUAAGGCUAAGGCGAGGUCCAUUCUUCUAGCGACUGAUGUAGCCAGCAGAGGUCUGGACAUACCCCAUGUGGACGUAGUGGUCAAUUUUGACAUUCCGACUCAUUCUAAGGAUUAUAUCCAUCGAGUAGGACGAACCGCGAGAGCUGGCCGCUCUGGGAAGGCCAUUACUUUUGUAACACAGUAUGACGUGGAACUCUUUCAGCGCAUCGAGCACUUGAUUGGGAAGAAGCUGCCUGUCUUUCCAACACAGGAUGAGGAGGUCAUGAUGCUCACAGAACGUGUGAGCGAAGCCCAGAGGUUUGCCCGGAUGGAGUUAAGGGAGCACGGAGAAAAGAAGAAACGGAAGCGAGAGGACGCAGGAGAUGAUGAUGAUAAGGAGGGCGCCAUUGGUGUGAGGAACAAGGUGGCUGGGGGGAAAAUGAAGAAGCGGAAAGGCCGCUAAUGCUUUAGAAAGACUUUGGCUCGCCUGCUCACCAGUUGUAAGGUUCUGUCCAGAGAUGGCUUGGCCAGCUGGGAGCUCGUUCCUCAGGAUUGGAGUGUCAUUGCAAUGGGACAACUUUUACAGUGUUGACACAGGACUGGCCACUCUUCAGCUUGCAUUCCUUACCUGUGACACAGUGCCGUGUGCUCUUCAUGCUGCACCUCUGCCUUCCCACCUGCAAGCCACAACCUGGCUGAUGGAGAGCGCUGUCUGUAGUUAACUGUAAAGCUUCUACAGAAUGGUGUGUGCGCCACCUUAUCUCAGCCGACAUUCAACCUGAUGUGGUCAAUAACUAUUAUUAUUAAAUAUGUAUUUUUAUUAUCUG
Molecule: messenger RNA, 1778 nt
Organism: Mus pahari (shrew mouse)
Lineage: Eukaryota; Metazoa; Chordata; Mammalia; Rodentia; Muridae
Gene: Ddx47
Product: DEAD-box helicase 47
Exons: 12
Coding region: 47-1414 (455 amino acids)
Molecular function (GO): nucleic acid binding; ATP binding; RNA helicase activity
Source: RefSeq, a predicted model, not a curated record